AUGUCACCUGCAGAAGAAAAGAGCUUGUCUCUUCCAGAGAGAUGGCCCCGAGUCAGCAAAUUCGCUCUGUCAGCCUGCGCAGCGGCUGUGGCAGAACUAGUGACGUUUCCCCUGGACCUCACAAAAACACGACUGCAGGUGCAAGGUGAAGCUGCUGUUCGUCGCAGCAGAGCAGCUGGUGGCCAGGCGGUCCCUUACCGGGGCAUGCUGCGCACCGCGGCCGGCAUCGUGCGAGAGGAGGGCUUACAAAAGCUCUGGCAAGGAGCCACACCGGCCGUGUACCGCCACAUAGUGUACUCCGGGGUUCGGAUGGUUGCGUACGAACAUCUCCGUGACUCCGUGCUUGGCAGAGCUGAGGAUGAAAGCUUUCCUUUCUGGAAAGCUGUGGUUGGAGGCAUGUCUGCAGGUGCCAUUGGACAGUUUUUCGCCAGCCCAACUGAUCUGGUGAAGGUGCAGAUGCAGAUGGAAGGAAAAAGGAAGUUGGAAGGAAAGCCAUUACGGUUUCGAGGAGUGCACCACGCAUUCGUGAAGAUCCUCUCCGAAGGAGGAAUUCGGGGGCUUUGGGCUGGAUGGGUGCCAAAUGUCCAGAGAGCUGCCCUGGUGAACAUGGGAGAUCUGACCGCUUACGACUCGGUGAAGCACUUUUUGCUUCUGAACACGCCGCUUGUUGACAAUAGUGUGACCCACAGCGUUGCCAGUUGCUGUUCUGGCUUGGUGGCUGCUGUUCUGGGAACUCCUGCUGACGUGGUCAAAACCCGGAUAAUGAACCAGCCGAGAGAUAAGCAAGGAAGAGGUCUGCUCUACAAGUCUUCCAUGGACUGCUUGAAUCAAACUGUCCAGGGUGAAGGGUUUUUGUCUCUCUACAAAGGCUUUAUACCAACCUGGAUGCGAAUGGCUCCUUGGUCUCUGGUAUUCUGGCUUACGUACGAACAAAUCAGAAGGAUCUGUGGAGUUAGUUCUUUUUAA
Apaloderma vittatum (bar-tailed trogon) is the source of this 966-nucleotide messenger RNA. RefSeq names its product solute carrier family 25, member 27 (gene SLC25A27). The transcript is spliced from 9 exons. The record is from RefSeq and is a predicted model, not a curated record. Gene Ontology annotation, biological process: response to cold. Bases 1 to 966 code for a protein of 321 amino acids. Lineage: Eukaryota; Metazoa; Chordata; Aves; Trogoniformes; Trogonidae.